AAAGGAGAUACUCCUCUUCAUAUUGCCAUUCGUGGAAGAAGCCGUAAACUUGCUGAGUUACUGUUAAGAAAUCCAAAAGAUGGUAGAUUGCUUUAUAGACCCAACAAAACAGGAGAAACACCUUAUAAUAUUGAUUGUAGCCACCAGAAAAGUAUUUUAACACAGAUAUUUGGAGCCAGACACUUGUCUCCUACGGAAUCUGAUGGUGACAUGCUGGGUUACGACCUGUACAGCAGUGCUUUGGCUGAUAUUCUGAGCGAACCAACCAUGCAGCCACCUAUCUGUGUAGGCUUAUAUGCACAAUGGGGAAGUGGAAAAUCUUUCCUGCUCAAGAAACUGGAAGAUGAAAUGAAGACUUUUGCAGGACAGCAGAUUGAACCUCUGUUUCAGUUCUCCUGGCUUAUUGUAUUCCUCACACUUUUGCUGUGCGGAGGUUUGGGUUUAUUGCUUGCUUUCACAGUGGAUGCAAAGCUUGGAAUAGCGGUGUCACUCAGCUUAUUAGCAGUUCUCUACAUUUUCUUUACUGUAAUUUACUUUGGUGGUCGAAGAGAAGGUGAGAGCUGGAACUGGGCCUGGGUGUUAAGUGCAAGGUUGGCAAGACAUAUUGGAUAUUUAGAGUUACUUCUCAAACUCAUGUUUGUGAACCCACCAGAAUUACCAGAGCAAACCACUAAAGCUUUACCUGUCAGAUUUUUGUUUACGGACUACAAUAGACUGUCCAGUGUAGGUGGAGAAACUUCAUUGGCUGAGAUGAUUGCUACCCUCUCUGAUGCUUGUGAAAGGGAAUUUGGUUUCUUAGCAACAAGGCUAUUUCGAGUUUUCAAGACAGAAGAUACACAAGGUAAAAAGAAAUGGAAGAAAACUUGCUGUCUCCCAUCCUUUGUGAUUUUCUUGUUCAUAUUGUCUUGCGUUGUUUCUGCAAUUGCCCUGCUGGCGAUUUUUAAUGUAGAAUCGGCCAACGUGACAGUGAACGUUAUUCUUAUAUCAGUUACCUGUGUUGUUGGUUUGGCCUUUAUCUUGAAUUGCCGCACGUGGUGGCAAGUGAUGGAUUCGGUUUUGAAUUCGCAAAGAAAACGUCUGCACAAUGCUGCUUCCAAGCUUCACAAGUUGAAAAGCGAGGGGUUCAUGAAGGUUUUGAAAUGUGAAGUGGAACUGAUGGCCAAAAUGGCAAAAACCAUUGAUAGCUUCACGCAGCACCAGACAAGGCUUGUUGUAAUUAUUGAUGGGUUGGAUGCUUGUGAACAAGACAAAGUUUUACAGAUGCUUGAUACUGUGCGAGUCUUGUUUUCAAAAGGCCCAUUUAUUGCUAUUUUUGCAAGUGACCCACACAUUAUUAUAAAGGCUAUUAACCAGAAUCUCAACAGUGUUCUACGUGAUUCAAACAUAAAUGGACAUGAUUACAUGCGAAACAUAGUCCAUUUGCCCGUUUUUCUGAAUAGCCGAGGGCUUAGUAAUGCAAAAAAACUGAUGGUAGCUUCAACAACAAAUGGGGAUAUUCCUUAUGCAGAUAAUGCAGGAUUGCAUGAAGAGGUUGACAGGAGAGUUUCUCAGAACAGUCUUGGAGACAUGACCAAGCUUGGUAGCAAAACUGCUCUCAAUAGGCGGGAUACUUACCGAAGACGACAGAUGCAACGUACCAUUACCCGCCAAAUGUCUUUUGAUUUGACCAAGCUGUUGGUUACAGAGGAUUGGUUCAGUGAUAUCAGUCCUCAGACCAUGAGAAGAUUGCUAAAUAUUGUUUCAGUGACAG
Phaethon lepturus (White-tailed tropicbird) is the source of this 1750-nucleotide messenger RNA. RefSeq names its product kinase D-interacting substrate of 220 kDa-like. NCBI's taxonomy places the organism in Eukaryota, Metazoa, Chordata, Aves, Phaethontiformes, Phaethontidae. The transcript is spliced from 10 exons. Gene Ontology annotation, molecular function: protein binding. The record is from RefSeq and is a predicted model, not a curated record. The annotation marks the transcript as partial.